AUGCCAGCAGCGACAUGGCUCUCGCAAUCCCAUUGGGAUGCCCUGUCACCUAUUCGGCAGCUCAAGCACGCGUCGUCGUCGAAGAGCGCGCGCGCGCUCGGCGCCAGCACCCUCUCCUCGACGACCGCGCCUCGAGGCUACCAGCCACCGCCCUCCUCCACUUUCCGCGACUCGCCAGCACCCGUCGCGCUCUCGGAGCCCACUCGGAGACCCGUGGGAACCGCACGAGCGCACGAGCGCCCGAGCGCGUCGAACGCGCGGCCCUCAGCGCUCGACCGUCGUGCGGACUCUCACCGCGACCUCCCUCCUCCGCCUCGCUCGCGCCCCGCCGACCGCUCAACGGGCCAACCGGACUGCGAGGACGAGCGACGGCUCCGCUCUCCUCGCAGCCAACCGGCCCCGGCUCACGACACGAGCGAAGACGCACGCGCGCGCGCGCGCCCUCAACGCGAAGACGACCGACCGCCCCGCAGCGCGACGCGCAACGAGACGGCCCUCGCCCACGCGCAACGCGGCACGCCGUCGACACGCGUGGUCUCGCCGCGCCGGUACGAGCAAGCCCGGACGCACGCGCCCCGCUCUGAACGCGAGCGCGAAGCCGGCGCGCAAGUUGCGCCUACGAACAGCGCGCCGCGCGCUCGCAAGGCAGCCUCGACGAACGCGUCGACGAGCUCAACGGGCCACCCGGAGGAUGCACCGACGAGCACGGGGACGAGCCGCCGCGAGGGAAGGAGCAGGGAAAUAAGCAGAGAGGGUACGGUUUUGGUGAGUACCCACGUCCGUCCGCCCGCUGGGCUCUCCUCUCCGCCCGCUCCGCACACACCUCUCUCGCGGUUCUCCUCGCACGACGCUCCACCGCCCCCGCGCGCCCUCUCGCCGUGUUCGCAGGGGCGAGCCGACGUACACGCGUACUUCAAGGCUCAGGCCCAGGUCGCCACGGACUGCAAGGCACGAGCCCGCGCUCUCACGCAACUCGACGGCUCGCUCGCUCGUCCCUUCACCCUCGACGACCCUCCUUCUGAGCACGAGCCGGCCGCUCAGGCUCUCUCGCCACGCUCGCGCGCGCGAGCCGAGGUACGCGCGCGCCACGAGCACGAGACACGGGCCGCGGAAGCAGCGUGGAGGGCACGCGUGGCGAGUUACUCGACUGAGCACCCCACCGUCGUACAAGUCACUGCGACGCGUCUGUACGGGGCGGCCUCGCUCGCAUCCGCCCUCUCGCACGACACGCACACGCUCGUGGAACGCGUGCGCGUGCUCCCUGACGACGCGCCCCUGCCGACGCGCGAUCCUCGCGCUGACGCGCUUUCGUCCCGCAGCCUGGCGGCGCCCGCCUCUGCGUCCCCCCCUCGCCACUCGUCCGACAAGCGCGCGCCCGGUGAACACGCGCACGACGCUCCACCGCCCAAGUCACCCACGCGCGCCCUCUCGCCGUGCUCGCAGGGGCGAGCCGAUGUGCACGCGUACUUCGCGGCUCAAGCCCAGGCGUUCGAGCAACGUCAACGAGAACGCGCUCUCGCGCAACAUGACAACUCGCCCGUUCGUCCUUUCCCGCUCAACGCUCCAUCGCCCGAGCGUCCGUCCGCCGACGACGCUCUCUCACCGCGCUCGCGCGCGCGAGUCGAGGUACGCGCGCACCACGAGCGCAAGAACCAAGCUGCCGAGGCAGCUUGGAGAGCACAUCAAGCAAGGAGGUCACCGGAUCGUUGGCCAAACACGCCCGUCCCUUCAACAACGGUGCUCCCGCGUGCGCACCGCGCGCCCGUCCCUCCGGCCGACGCGCCCCAGCCGACGCGCAAUCCUCGUACUGGCGUGCCCUCGUUCCGCGGCCCUACCACUGCGCCUACGAUGCACGCGCCCCGCGAACGCGACGUGCCUGCCUCCCACAGCUCCGCGCGUUCAGCCGCGACUUCUCGCCCCGGUUCCUCGACCACCCGCGAGAUGUCAAUCUCGAGCGCCCUACGGGAGGGCUGCCGAGCUGUGCCAGCUCAACAUGUGUUCGGUAGCCUCUCCUUAUCCCCCACCUCAGCACGCAAGGGUGAGCAAGCCCAUCACCCUCCGUCGCCCACGCGCUCGUGCUCGCGCCCUUCCUCGCACUCGCUUUCGAACGGCGUGCAAACCGCUGUGUCCGACCGGCACGCGCGCGUGUGCACACUCCCUCCGAUUGACUGCGGGGACGAGCGAUCCUUCCGCUCUCCUCACGGUCGACCGGCCCCAACUGAUGCGACACGCGAGGAUCGCUGCGCCCGCGCCCAGCGUGAAGUUGCUCAACCUUCAGGUGAAGCUUCUCGCGAGACGCGCUCCUCCGGCGCGCCGCGCCAGAACCGGCCCAACGGCAACGCUACGCCGCGCGAACAUUGGCCAGCCCCGGCGCGCACGGGCCAAGAGUUCGAAGCCAGCUUGCGAUCCGUGCGGGCGAGCACGUCGAGUCACCCGAGCAGCGCACUACCCAUUGCGAGUACUAACCGCCAUGACGGUUCGCGUGGGAGACACUCCCCUCCCUCGCCAUCGACGCCGGGUACGCUCGACGCCUGUCCGCCCUCUGCUUGUUCACCCUCGGUCUCGACGGACAUGUGCGGCUCCUCGCCUCCACACGCAAUCAGCCUACCCACCAAUGUGGAGCCCUCUAGUCUCCCUCUGCAACGAGAAGAAUUGGCUCAAUUCUGGAGCAGCUUCCUGCGGAAACCUCAGGUUUCGGCAAGUGUGUGA
Rhodofomes roseus is the source of this 2709-nucleotide messenger RNA. RefSeq lists its product as uncharacterized. The record is from RefSeq and is a predicted model, not a curated record. NCBI's taxonomy places the organism in Eukaryota, Fungi, Basidiomycota, Agaricomycetes, Polyporales, Fomitopsidaceae. The coding region runs from base 1 to 2709 and encodes 902 amino acids. The transcript has a single exon.